AAUCCAUCGCACCAACCCCAUAUAAAAGCCAGAUGCCAUUGUUUUCCCACUACCCCAAAAUCCUUCAACCCUCACUUCACUCUCUCCGUAGUAUUUUCUAUCAAACACCAAUGGCAGCGCAUGAUGUUGAGCAGCAACAGCAGCAGCCGCAGCAGCCUGAUGAUGAUGACCUUUGCAUGUCAUGCAAAACCAAGAUAAAUCCAAGAGAGAAUUUCAUGCCUUGCAUUUUCUGCGAAGCCCCUUGGCAUAUGGAUUGUCUCAUUCUCACUCGCCAAUCCCUUGCCUACCCGGAUGAUUACUGGUUUUGCCCUGAGUGCGACAAGCGCAUUAAAGACGACGACGAAGGAAUCGUCAUCUUCUCCUCCAUGACCAUGAGUAAGAAGGAGGGUGCUUCUUCUUCUUCUCAUUCUCCCGGUGAAAACACUAUGAUCGCGAAGAUUCUGGCAAUCCAGGCUGACAAGUCGCUGACGGAGGAGGAGAAGGCGAGGAAGAGGCAGGAGUUGGUCAGCGGGAAAGCUGUUGAAACUGAGGAAGCAGAUGGCGAGAAAAACAAGAGUAAAGGGAAGUGGAAAGGGAAAGAGAAGACUAGGGUGGAGCCUGAAUAUCAGGCUUCGGAGGCUUCUGAUGAGAGCUUCAACUGCUCCAUUUGUUUGAACAUGCUCGACAGACCUGUUUCGACGCCAUGCGGGCACAAUUUUUGCCUCAGAUGUUUCAAGCAAUCGAUUCGACAAGGGAAUCGAAAAUGUCCCUUAUGCCGUAAGCAAAUACCUCCAGCAAUGGCAAAUCAGCCUCGUAUCAACCUUGCGCUGGUGUUUGCCAUCCGAUCGGCAAAGUUGUCGAAAUCAAAUGGUUCUGGUGAAGGGUCUUCAAAGGUUUAUGAGUAUGUUCACAAUCAAGAUAGGCCUGAUAAGGCGUUUACUACAGACCGGGCAAAGAAGAGCGGGAAGGCUAAUGCUUCAAGUGGCAGGAUAUUUGUGACUGUGCCAACGGAUCAUUUUGGUCCUAUCCUGCCUGAACAUGAUCCUGAGAGGAACCGAGGAGUGCUGGUUGGAGAUACUUGGGAAGAUAGGUUGGAAUGCCGGCAAUGGGGUGCUCACUUUCCUCCUAUUAAAGGCAUUGCAGGCCAAAAAGAUCAUGGUGCACAGUCAGUCAUACUCUCUGGAGGUUACAAAGAUGAUGAGGACCAUGGCGAGUGGUUCCUUUACACUGGAAGUGGGGGCAGAGACCUGAGUGGGAACAAAAGGACUAAUAAGGACCAAUCUUUUGAUCAAGAUUUUAAGAGUGGGAAUGAGUCCCUUCGUCUCAGUUGCAAAAAUGGUUACCCCGUUCGUGUAAUUCGGUCUUACAAGGACAAGCAUUCUUCAUAUGCUCCAGAAAAAGGGUUACGUUACGAUGGAAUUUAUCGAGUCGAAAAAUGCUGGCGAAAUGUUGGAGUCCAAGGCUUCAAGGUUUGCCGAUACUUAUUUGUUAGGUGUGACAACCAUCCUGCACCAUGGACCAGUGACGUGCAUGGGGAUCACCCUAGACUUUUGCCGGUCAUCGAAGAACUGGAAAGGGCAUCGAAUGUAGCAGAGAGAAAGGAAAGCCCAUGGUGGGGCUUUGAUGAGGCUAAUGGUUGCUGGAAGUGGAUUAAACCACCUCCGAUGAGCAAGCAAAAGGAAAAUCAUGGCGAUUCUAACGUCAGGAAGGUGUCAAAGAGAAUAGUUAAGCAACGAAAAAGUGCAGCUGCUAGAAAGAGGCUUAAAAAAGAAUUUGGUUGCCUCAUCUGUCGGGAAGUUCUGGUUAUGCCAGUAACAACACCUUGUGGUCAUAACUUUUGCAAGUCUUGCUUAGAAGGUGCAUAUGCUGGUCAGUCACUUGUAAGGGAGAGAAAUGUAGGUGGAAGGGCGCUCCGGUCACAAAGAAAUGUCAUGAAUUGCCCUACUUGCCCCACUGAUUUAUCUGACUAUUUGAACAACUUACAGGUAAACAUGGAGCUGCAGAACCUAAUUGCCAAGCAGAUUGCAGAGAUUAAGGAUUCAGCUGAUAAGGCACCCCGUGAGAAAGGAACCAUUUGCGCUGAGGAGGAUUUGUCUGGAACCAAAGAAAAUCAUGAAGAAAAUUCUGAUGAAGCAGAUGUGGAUGAUGGUUCACCGGACCCUGAAAUGGAACUCAAACCGGAGAAGCCUUGUAAGCAAAGGAAAGUUGAUGUUGGCGAGGCUUCCCAAGUUACUGAAGAGAAACCUUGCAAUGAAUUAAAGGAAACCAAUGAUGAUUGCCUUGAGAAAUGA
Messenger RNA from Durio zibethinus, 2270 nucleotides. Its product is annotated as E3 ubiquitin-protein ligase ORTHRUS 2-like. Gene Ontology annotation, molecular function: ubiquitin protein ligase activity. Lineage: Eukaryota; Viridiplantae; Streptophyta; Magnoliopsida; Malvales; Malvaceae. Gene Ontology annotation, biological process: protein ubiquitination; negative regulation of gene expression via chromosomal CpG island methylation. The record is from RefSeq and is a predicted model, not a curated record.